UGGAGCACCGGUAACUUUAACACUAACCUGUUCGAGUUUAGCACCUCACCGAAACUCCAGCAGCAACACCAGCAACAGCACCAAUCGGCCCUUUCGCACCAGCAGCAGCAGCAGCAACAACAACAACAGCAACAACAGCAGCAACAGCAACAACAACAGCAGCUACUGUUGCAGCAACACCAAAAUCAACAAUCCACCCAUCAGCUGCAACAAUCGCCAUCGUCCAGCUCGUCCCUGUCGUCGAUAGCGAAUGCAGCCUCACUUCUGGAACAGCAUCAUCUUGGAUCGCUGCAUCAGCUGCACGAGCAUCAUCACGAUACGACCGUCGCCAGCCAGCUACACCUGCACCCCCAUCAAUUGCAUUUAGCGACCGCAAGUCAAGUACAAAUCUAAACCCGGCAUCCACUUCAAGACUCUUCUUACUGUCCACACGCACAACGUUCGCCCGGUUGUGCUCAUUUGUCGCAUAUGCGCGCGCUUCUAGUCACCAGCCAACUUCGUACAAUGUCUUCUUCAUCAACGCAACGCUAAUAGUAGCAACAUUCAAAACAGUUCAAAAACUCCCCCGAGCUGCUUGAGUUACUUGAGGCAGCUGCUGGGAGAGACCAGAGACCAUUCAUCACAAAACAGGAAUUAAUUGCGGAACGCUUUCCUGCUUCUGGCAAGAGCGUUUCUCUCUGUUUCUCGAUCCAGAGGACGAUCGAGCACCGGUUCAGUAUUAUUAAUGAUUUUCAUAGAUUACCGUGUAGGUGAAAUAUAUACGGCGGACUUUAACCAUCCGACGAAUAGGAGAAACGUGUGCGUUCAGUCGAAGGUAAGUCAGGGAAGAAUCACUUCCGUUUGCAUCCCAGCAGGUGUAAAAGGUAAAAGGAAAGUUGGUGGGAGGGUUCAGGCAGGCGUGGCAAGGUAACCAAGCGAAUGAUGAGCGCAAGUUAAAUCGAAUUUAGUGCACCAGGCCCCAAAAUGUCCGAAGUUGGAGCGACGUGAAACAUAGCAAACAAGCAAACAAACACAAAAACUGCUGGUGAGAAAACAAAGCCAACAGUUGAUCUACGCUUUGUGUUUUUAUAGAUACGAUUGAAAAUCCGAUAAAUUACCAAUGUUCACCAACUGGCAUAGAACUAGGCGAAAGGUAACACAGCAACAAAACAGAUAAAAACACCCAGUAUUGGUGUUGGUUUUUUUUACAAAAAAAAACACUGGGAAAAACGAUCCGCCGAAUAGAAACUAACGCGCACAAACAAAAGCAACAGCAGCAGCAGCACAAAUGGACGGACGGAAGGCAUCCAGUGCACUCUGGCUGUGCAUUCACUGUGCGCAUGUGAAAUGCACAACAAAACACAGACAAAACACAGUGAUGUACGUUACAAUUGAUUAGCUGGUAAGGAAGUAGUGAAUUCAACUGUACGAAAGCCAGCCAAGUGUCCCAGCGUCGCAACGGGUGGAAUGUUGCAAAAACAAAAUCACUACCACUCUUGGCAUUGCAAUGCAAUGUUUCGUUUCGUGUUUUGCAUAGUAAACUGGAAUGUGCUAUGGAAAAGAGGGAAAUUGGUUUUUAAACAGAAAAAAGGGUUCAAGAUGAGGGAAAACUUUCCAAUUUACAAAAUAGAAAGUCCCGCCAAGGGGGAAUUACAAACAACUCCAACAGAAAACAUGAACCAACUAACCCACCACAUUGUGUCACGCUGGGAGCAGUAUGGGGUGGGGUGGGUGUUGUAGCAAAGGAUAACAGUGGAGGAAAGUGCAAUUUUCUUAGUUUCAAUUAUCUGAAAGCAGCAGCUAGCUGCGCUUUCCACUGCAGUCUUUUUGUUUUGUUUUUGAGUGAAAUAUUAUUUUUAAACGCAUCAAAGCGUACAGCGCGUAGUUUGACCGCAGCAAAUGAUUUGCAGUGCACCUCUCGUUUAAGAUUAGUGUAAUUUAUUUAUCCACAUUCAAUUUACAGUACACUUGUUUCUUUAUGCGCAUAUGAGUGCACAACAAACAUUGGGUGUUCAUAGUAAGCGCCUGCAAGGUGUAAAAAAACCGAAUGUAUAGCUAUAUAAGUUUUCCCAAACAUUCGCUUGAUUGCUGUCGGAAACCAAACGUUCAUACACCUAGCACAAACAAAGGGUAAACAAAAUGGAAAAGGGAAAAAAUGUUACAGAAGCAGAUGCCAUAUAAAUAAGUAGACUGUAAAAUGUUUUCACAAGCAAAAUUGUAAACAAAAAAACAUACAAAAAAACACCCCCACAAAACAGCAAAAUUUGCGUAAGCUAUAGCGUGUUGUUGUUGUGAAGGUGAAAACAUUCAAUGAAAAAUUAUGUUGUACAGACACAUACACCUUACUAGUAUGGAUCAAAUCGUAGAGGUGCAGCAAAAAGUAUAUGUUAAAAAACGCACUCUUCUUGAGAUGGAAGAGAAACUGUCUGUUUGUUGCACAAAUGCAAAUGAAAAUGCAAAAAAAAACAAAUGAACAAGCAGAACAACAACAAAAAAACACUGAAAUCAGUCAAAGCAAGUGAUGUGAAAGUGAUCAAGACAAACAUCACAACAAAAAGAAUAACA
Messenger RNA from Anopheles coluzzii, 2544 nucleotides. RefSeq names its product myb-like protein Q. Lineage: Eukaryota; Metazoa; Arthropoda; Insecta; Diptera; Culicidae. The record is from RefSeq and is a predicted model, not a curated record. The annotation marks the transcript as partial. The transcript has a single exon.